This is a messenger RNA of Fusarium fujikuroi IMI 58289, 576 nucleotides long. RefSeq lists its product as uncharacterized. The transcript has 3 exons. The record is from RefSeq and is a predicted model, not a curated record. Lineage: Eukaryota; Fungi; Ascomycota; Sordariomycetes; Hypocreales; Nectriaceae. The coding region runs from base 1 to 576 and encodes 191 amino acids.
AUGGCUCGUCUAUCUAACGUGUUGAUGCUUCUUAGCGUCGUGGGCAGCUUUGCGGCUGCUCAGUACGAUCAGGAGAAGCAGAACAAGGAUGCUACAUGCGUCAAUAAUUGUUUCUUCAAGUAUUUCACCAAUAAGUGCAACGCCGAUAACCCAGCGUGUGUAUGCACUCUCAAGGACAUGCGCGAGAAAUUCUUCUGUUGCAUCGCUGGGAACUGCGCCGAGAACGUCCUACCAGAACAAAUUGAGAGAUCUUCAAAUGAUUGCGAUGCUCACGGCAUUCCUUUCACUUUCAACGCCGAGGCUGCUUGUGGAAUUAAAUUGCCUGUUUCUUCUGAGACUGUUUCUGUUUCAGCGACCACCACGGACGCUACCAGUGUUACCAAGGCGAAGACUUCCGAGACCGUGACUACAGCUGAGGAACAGUCAGCAACGGCGAUGACUACAGCUACGGGUACUGAGAGCUCGGCUGCCAGUCAGACUACGUCAGCGGCUGCAGCUACUGUCUCGGAUAACGCCGCUUCUAAGGCGAGGGGCAUGGUCGCUGCCGCAGCCAUCGCGCUCGGUGUAUUUAUAUAG